Molecule: messenger RNA, 618 nt
Organism: Ostertagia ostertagi
Lineage: Eukaryota; Metazoa; Nematoda; Chromadorea; Rhabditida; Trichostrongylidae
Source: the annotation of a GenBank genome assembly
AUGCACAAGGCCUACGACGAGCGCCUGAAGACGCUGGGCGACAAGCCCACCGACACCUGCACCACGCAUUUCUGCGCCGCCGAUUCCGAAGGCAACAUGGUGGCGCUGACCCAGACCCUGAUGAGCCUGUUCGGCUCCUGCGUGAUGCUGCCCAAGACCGGCAUCACCAUGAACAAUGGCAUGCUGUGGUUCGACCCCGAGCCCAACCGCCCCAACUCGAUCGCGCCGGGCAAGAAGCCGCUUUGCAACAUCUGCCCGGUCGUCGUCGUCAAGGACGGCAAGCCGUGGUUCUGCAUCGGCGCCUCGGGCGGCCGACGCAUCGUGCCGGCGGUGUCUCAGCUCUCGCUCAUGAUGAUCGACCGCGGCAUGGAAGUGGAAGCCGCCUUCCAUCAGCCGAGGGUCGAUAUCUCGGGCGUCGGUCCGAUCCGGGUGAACCGCGACCUGCCCGACGACGUAAAGAAGGCGAUCGCGGCGAAGCUGCCGAUCGUCGAGGUCGACAAUCCGGUCUCGCCGCUGGGCUUCGCCAACCCGUCCUGCAUCGUGCGCGAUCCGAAGACCGGCGAGCUGACCGGCAUGAACGAGGUUAUGUCUCCAUGGGCCGGCGGCGCAGCACAGUAA